Molecule: messenger RNA, 2676 nt
Organism: Danio aesculapii
Lineage: Eukaryota; Metazoa; Chordata; Actinopteri; Cypriniformes; Danionidae
Gene: slitrk5b
Product: SLIT and NTRK-like family, member 5b
Exons: 2
Coding region: 103-2676 (857 amino acids)
Biological process (GO): regulation of presynapse assembly; axonogenesis; positive regulation of synapse assembly
Cellular component (GO): membrane
Molecular function (GO): protein binding
Source: RefSeq, a predicted model, not a curated record
CCGACAGUCCGCUCCGGUGAACAUGUAAAAACAGCAGCAACACGAGAUUCCCAACACAAGAUUUCCAGAUGAGAUGCUGCUUUUGCUCUGCGAUCCACGCGGAUGACAGCAAACACAUCAGCUCAGCCUCCAUCAAUCAUCAUAAACAUGCAUAUGUGGAUAUUGGCCGUAUCGUCGUUGGCCACGUUUUUCAGCUUAACUGAGAUGUUCGACAUCUACGGGGAUAUCUGUGGUGGCUUGUGCGUCUGCGAGGAACGAGACGGCAUUUUUACAGCCGGCUGUGAAAACAGAGGAAUUAACAGUCUGUCAGAGGUAACACCUUUACACUUCACUGCAUAUCAUCUCCUGCUCACAGGGAAUCUGCUGAAGAAAGUCUCGCUCAACGAUUUCCUUCAUUACGAGGGACUCACUAUUUUACAUCUAGGCAACAAUGAUAUAUGCGAGAUCGAAGCGGGCGCCUUUAACGGACUCCAGGGAUUAAAGAGACUGCAUCUAAACAAUAACAAAAUCGAAGCACUAAAGGACGACACUUUCCUGGGACUUGAAAGCCUGGAGUACCUACAGAUUGACUAUAAUUAUAUUAGCCACAUCGAACCCAACGCUCUGAGUGCUUUACGUCACUUAGAGGUGCUCAUCCUCAAUGACAAUCUACUCUCCGUUCUGCCACACAACAUCUUUCAGUAUGUACCUUUAACGCAUCUCGACUUGAGAGGCAAUCAGCUUAAAGUGCUACCCUACAGCGGACUUCUGGAGCACUUGAGUCGAAUCGUUGAGCUGCAGCUUGAGGAAAAUGCGUGGAAUUGCUCUUGUGAGCUUAUUGCGUUAAAAACAUGGCUUGAAAGCAUAUCCUACACAGCUUUAGUUGGCGAUGUGGUUUGCGAAACGCCAUUCAGAUUGCACGGACGAGAUCUGGACGAGAUUUCCAAACAAGAACUGUGUCCUCGCAGAGCCAUCGCUGAAUAUGAGAUGCGCGCAGAACCGGCGCACAGCAGCGAAACGGUUUAUAAAACCACACCAGCGACUGCUGGAUUUGCCUCCUCAACCAUUCUGCGCUCAACCAAAAGCAGUCGGUUAUCAGGAAAACUGCGUGUCAAACCUACAUCGCGCUCUUCUUCGAGCAAGCCGCAGAAUUACGGCCCCAUGUUGGCUUAUCAAACAAAAUCGCCAGUUCCUUUGGACUGUCCCAACACUUGUACGUGUAAUCUGCAAAUAUCAGACCUCGGGUUGAACGUUAACUGCCAAGAGAGGAAAAUCGAAAGCAUCUCGGAUCUCGAUCCCAAGCCGUACAAUCCUAAAAAGAUGUAUUUAACCGGAAACUACAUCUCUUCGGUUUGCAGUUCAGACUUUAGUGGCGCGACUGGAUUGGAUUUGCUCCACUUGGGGAACAAUCGCAUCGCAGUCGUCCACGAUAAAACAUUCGGCCAGCUCAUACAUCUACGCAGACUCUAUCUGAACGGAAACCUAAUCGAGCGUCUAACUGAGGAUAUGUUUUACGGUCUGCAGAGCUUGCAGUAUUUAUAUUUGGAGUACAAUGUGAUUCGUGAGAUUGCAGUUGGGACUUUUCAGCAGUUGCCCAAUCUUCAAUUGCUGUUUCUCAACAAUAAUCUCCUCAAGACCUUGCAUUUGGGCAUUUUUGACGGAUUAAACCUUGCUCGAUUGAAUCUACGCAGCAAUCACUUCCGAACUCUUCCGGUUAUUGGCGUACUUGACGAACUUGCGUCGCUAAUUCAGAUCGAUCUCUUCGAGAACCCUUGGGAUUGUUCGUGCUCCAUAUUGGACAUGAAGAACUGGUUGGAGCAGCUCAGCACGGGCACUGUUGUGAACACCGUCAUCUGCGAAUCUCCACCGAGGCUUUCUGGAGAGGAUAUGCGCUACAUUCGAUCGUCUCACAUUUGUCCGGAAAGCUCAAUUGCGCAAUCAUCUGCCGUCCCGCCAUCGGAGGAAUCUUUUCCUGGAAGUACAAUCACUUUAGAGACCGCUCUUGAUUUUGAUACUCAGUAUCCCGCCGUUCCUCUUUCCGUCUUAAUACUUGCUUUAUUGCUUCUUUUUAUAUUAUCAGUAUUCAUCGCUGCAGGUUUGUUCGCAGUGAUAAUGAAGCGGCGUAAAAAGUCAGAACGCUCUGCUUCAAUAACCGCCAGUGCGAUUUAUAACGAAAGAGCGAACAUGAAGUCUCGAACGUCGGCGGGUCACGUUUACGAAUACAUCCCACCGUCGGCGGAGAGCGCUGCUAAAAAUGGCCGCUACAACCCCAACGCAAUCGAGAAUUAUAGAGACUUCGAAGAGCUCAAUAGAGUUCUGGGGACAAACUCGGACGAAGAAAUCGGUAGCAAUGCAAUAAGCUCAGAGUUCAGCGCCGGGACUCCAGAACCGCUCAAUAGGAACUCUCCACUUUUGGAUGACAACUAUUUCUACCGGGAUAUUUUAGCUAGGGACCAGCAGGCCUCCUAUAGAGGUCAUUUACCAUGUAAACAUGGCACUCAUACAGAUUUUGACGUGGGGCAUCAUCAGUACUUGAAUCCGGAAAGGGUUCAGCAGACCAUGGUUUACUGCUCGAGCCCCACCACCGUCUACAUUGAGCCCAACAGAAGCGAGUGCUGGGAGCUGAGGGCCAAGCUGCACUUUGAACCAGAUUAUUUGGAGGUCCAUGAGAAAAGGACAACUUUUACCCAGUUCUGA